AUGAAGGAGAAUAAGGCGGUAGAAAACGCUCUGGCGACUAUAGGGGCGGUCAUGUGGAUGGUUCAGAUCCUACCUCAGAUCGUAAAGUCCUACCGGACAAAGUCAACCUUGGGACUAUCGGCUCUUCUCAUGCUCAUAUGGGCCAUCGCCUCUCUCUUCCUCUCAACGUACAUUGUCGUGCAACGUCUAUCGAUACCGCUACAAAUCCAGCCUCAAGUUUUUGGCGUCCUCUGUGCUGUCAGCUGGUCACAGUGCCUUUACUACCAGCACAAAUUCACUCGACUUCAGGCUAGCUUGUGCCUUUUGGCCUUUUGCGUGGUGUUCGCAGGUUUUGAGGCGGGCAGUGUGUAUGCCCUAUGGGCCGGACAGAGGAAUGGCACUGACGCCCCCAUUCUCUUCUACGGAUAUACGAGUAGCGUCUUGUUGGCCGUAGCUCUUCUUCCUCAAUAUUGGGAGAUCUACAAACUAAAAGAGGUUGUCGGGAUCAGUUUGAUUUUCAUGGCUGUCGACAUGUUAGGCGGAAUUUUCAGCUUUUUGUCUCUCUUCUUCCGGCCCAAAUUGGACAUUGCCGCUUUUGUGUCCUACGCUUUGGUCGUCGUGCUGGAUGGGAUCGUCGUGCUCCUGGCUUUCAUCCUUAACCCCAUCACUCGUCGUCGACGAGAAAGAGAUGCUGUGUUAAGGUCAUCCGCACAAAGUUCACCUAUCGAACCAGCCAACGGUCCAAUGAGUCAAAUAUCUGGAAGUCCAACCAGGAUGUCACAAGUGAUUCCCCGUGAGAUCCUGGCAACCGAGCUCCGAGGACACGAGGAAGUAGUAGAAAAUUCAAAUCGCAACAGUGUAUAUCGUGAAGCAGUCUAG
Messenger RNA from Tremella mesenterica DSM 1558, 858 nucleotides. RefSeq lists its product as uncharacterized. The record is from RefSeq and is a predicted model, not a curated record. The coding region runs from base 1 to 858 and encodes 285 amino acids. Lineage: Eukaryota; Fungi; Basidiomycota; Tremellomycetes; Tremellales; Tremellaceae. The transcript is spliced from 5 exons.